AUCCCACGCAGUGACACAGAUAGUCACGCAGUUUAAGUUUCUCAAACAUUUAAGACAAGUUUUUGAAUUCGAAUCCCAGUAAUGGCUCUCGGACUUGAAAUCACAGAGCUCAGGUUGGGUCUUCCCGGCGGAGAUCAGCCUGGUGCGGGGGGUAAGAGUGCUACUGAGACGACCAAGAAGCGGGUGUUCUCGGAGAUUGGUGCCAGCAGCGGUGGCGGCCAGGAUAAUGAAAAUAGCUGCUCUGGUGGUGGUGACUCGAAAACACCGGCGAAGAUCGAGGUGGUGGGGUGGCCGCCGGUAGGGUCGUACAGGAGGAGAAACAGCAUGAGUGAUCAGCAGCAGGGUUCGAAAAUUUACGUGAAGGUUAGUAUGGAUGGAGCUCCUUUCUUGCGUAAAGUUGAUUUGGGUUUGCAAAAAGGCUACUCCGAGUUAGCAACCGCGUUGGAGAAGCUCUUCGAUUGCCAUGGAAUCAGAGAGGCAUUGAAGGGUGUGGACAGUUCUGAACACGUUCCCAUUUAUGAGGACAGUGAUGGUGACUGGAUGCUUGUUGGAGAUGUUCCUUGGCAAAUGUUUAUAGAGUCAUGCAAGAGGCUGAGGAUCAUGAAGAGGUCGGAGACAAAAGGCUUUGAUCUGCAGCCAAAAGGUGAAAAGGGUCUAUGAAGGGCAAAACCAAGUGAUGGAUGACCAACGAAUGAAAGACUAAUCAAAGUGAAACAGAAAAUUAGUCUUCUUAAUUAAUCUAAUAUCCAUUAUCUACGUUUUGGUCAUUCCCACUUAAUUAAUGUAGUCGUUUUAUAAUAUGUCCAUGUGUGAAUCAGACUUUUGCUUAUGUAUAAGAUAUGAAGGAUAUAGAACCUAUGCAGAUGAGGAAAACUCGUCGUUUAAUCUUAUAUAUUCAUGUUUUUAAUUUUCCAUAACAUAACUCAUAU
This is a messenger RNA of Prosopis cineraria, 929 nucleotides long. Its product is annotated as auxin-induced protein AUX22-like. Lineage: Eukaryota; Viridiplantae; Streptophyta; Magnoliopsida; Fabales; Fabaceae. Gene Ontology annotation, biological process: regulation of DNA-templated transcription. Gene Ontology annotation, molecular function: protein binding. Gene Ontology annotation, cellular component: nucleus. Bases 82 to 660 code for a protein of 192 amino acids. The transcript is spliced from 3 exons. The record is from RefSeq and is a predicted model, not a curated record.